Molecule: messenger RNA, 726 nt
Organism: Penicillium canescens
Lineage: Eukaryota; Fungi; Ascomycota; Eurotiomycetes; Eurotiales; Aspergillaceae
Product: cyclin family protein
Exons: 3
Coding region: 1-726 (241 amino acids)
Biological process (GO): regulation of cyclin-dependent protein serine/threonine kinase activity
Cellular component (GO): cyclin-dependent protein kinase holoenzyme complex; nucleus
Molecular function (GO): cyclin-dependent protein serine/threonine kinase regulator activity; protein kinase binding
Source: RefSeq, a predicted model, not a curated record
AUGCCUGCUGUCCGCCGAAAACGACACCACCACAAGUCUGUGUCGCCAACGACAUCCACUAAAAGAGUGCAAAAUCGCAAAAGUGUUAAACAAAAGUCGAUCGACAAAGAAUUAGAAUCCCAGUGCUCCCCUUCUGCGGCCAAAGGCGAGAAAGAGAAGGAGCCACUCCCCAGGUUUGUAGCUCAAGUCGCCUGCCUGCUCUGGUUUGAAGAGACCUCAACGUUGCAAGCCAUCGAGGAUGGUCAACGUCCUGUGCGUUGCCGGAUUGGUAAGCCGAUCCCUAGUCCUUGGUUUCAGGAAUGGGUGGUCACCAUUUUGUCGGCCACACAAGUUAGCGUAAACGUCGUUUUCCUAGCCUUGGAGCUUAUUUACAGACUCAAGAGGUCUAACUCGAGGAUCGGGGGUAAGAGGGGAAGCGAAUUCAUGUUGAUGACCGUUGCGUUGAUGCUUGGCAAUAAAUGCAGCCUGUCGACCUGCACGCAAAUCCCCACUGGUGUUGAAGAUGCUGAUGUACCGGUAGUUCUUGAUGACGUGCCCUACAGCAAUGGGGCAUGGUCGGAAGUGUCUGGCAUCCCCAAGCACCAGAUUCACAGUAUCGAGAUUGCAUUUCUCCGCUACAUUAACUACAACCUGUUCUCCUCCAAAGUCACGUGGUCUAAAUGGCGCAGUAAGCUGGUACUAUUCGGCAAAUACUGUCAUAGUGGCUACGAAGUGCCGACUGUAUAG